Talaromyces rugulosus is the source of this 432-nucleotide messenger RNA. RefSeq lists its product as uncharacterized. The coding region runs from base 1 to 432 and encodes 143 amino acids. The record is from RefSeq and is a predicted model, not a curated record. The transcript has a single exon. Lineage: Eukaryota; Fungi; Ascomycota; Eurotiomycetes; Eurotiales; Trichocomaceae.
AUGACGUCGGUCUCCUGGGCCGAGAUUCUCCCAACAUUACUAGAGUCAAAAUCUACGAUCAUUGAUGCCUCGGUGUUCGCUUUAACUCUCACACACGUCGCUAUGUCACAACAGGACAGCUAUCUCCUUGCCACUAGUAGACAAUACUAUACUACGGCUAUCCAAAAAGUGUGCGCUUAUGAUCGUGUCAUAAAUCCUCAUGAUUUUAUCCAUGUUGCUAUGAUCUUGGCUAUGUAUGAGCUUUACACUUGUGUACCUGGUGAUAUACAAUCGUGGAUUAUCCACGUUAGCGCGGCUUGUAAAUUUGCCAACCAGUGCCGCUCAUCAGAUCUAUCACUUACAGGCCAUGAUCUCUAUCGACUUCGUACCGUUGCUGUGAGUUUCUCAUCGUUAUCCAUUCCCUCUCUUCUUCUGUUGUAUGUCAAGCUCUGA